AUGGACGUUAAACUUGAGGAACUUGAGGCGGGCCACCUCGAUGGCAGCCGAAACAAGGCCAUUUUGAUCGUUACUUCCGUCUUCCUCGCUAUCUCCCUAUUCACAGUUAUGCUAAGAUGCUUCGUUCGCACACAAGUCGUUCGUGCUUGGGGGUGGGAUGAUGGAACUAUGGUUAUAGCUAUGGCUUUCAACGUAGUCUUCGCCCUCUGCGGAAUCAUUGGAUGUAAAUACGGACUCGGCAGGAAAUUGGCUUAUUUCACUACACGCCCGGACGACUACCAUAGCGCAAUGCUGUGCUGGUGGAUAGCCCAACUCUUCUAUGUAUUGACCUGCGUCGCCGCAAAAGUCUCAAUCAUCAUCGCCCUUCUCCGCAUCACCGUCUCUCGUGUUCACGCCUAUAUUCUCUACGCCGCUAUGACUCUCUCCGCUGCCAUUGGCAUCAUCUUUUUCUUUUUCACCAUGUUCCAGUGCACACCCGUCAGCUAUUUCUGGAACCAUGCGCAACCUACCGCCCAUGGCUCAUGCAUCAAUAGAAAUUCACUCCUCGCUAUCGCCUACUUGUAUAGUGUCGGCGCUGCUAUCACCGACCUGACUAUUGGAUUGCUUCCGAUAGCGCUGAUCUGGGAUUUGCGCAUGAACAGUCGCACCAAGGGCGCUAUGGCCGCUAUUUUGGGUAUCGGUUGCAUUGCGAGUGCUGCGGUCAUUAUUCGCAUCCCAUUCAUUCACCACUACAAAGAUAGAGACUUCCUAUAUGCCACUUACCAAAUCUCGAUCUGGUCAAACGUCGAAGCUGGAAUCGGUAUCACAGCAGGUUGUCUCACAACACUCCGUCCCUUAGUGCGCUUUCUUCGCGACGGCUCAUCCAAUGCCCUAAGUCGCACACCAAGCUCCUUUCCUUUAAGCGGUAACGUCGCUGGCGGCUACCACCGCUCCAUGCCGUCGAAGCAUAUAUCCCGUGACGAGCAUCAGCUCUGGACUGGGAGAGGAAGUGACGAUUACCACGGCGUCACGACGACUAUCUCCGGAGCUCACGCGAAACAGCCUAGCUCUAGUGAGGAGGACCUGACUCCGACUAAUGCCGAGGAUACUCCCGGGUGGAAGGUCGAGAGGUCUGUUCGCGUGUCUGUGCGCAAUUCAUGA
Messenger RNA from Penicillium griseofulvum, 1140 nucleotides. RefSeq names its product putative integral membrane protein. The record is from RefSeq and is a predicted model, not a curated record. The transcript has 5 exons. The coding region runs from base 1 to 1140 and encodes 379 amino acids. NCBI's taxonomy places the organism in Eukaryota, Fungi, Ascomycota, Eurotiomycetes, Eurotiales, Aspergillaceae.